AGGUCGUCUUCGACAAAAAGCAUUACUCCGCCUAGUGUUCUGGCGCGGAAUUGCUUUGUAAGACGCGCAACGGUUGGGGAAGCAUGAAUGAAAACGAGUCUUGCGCCACAGCGGCGUGAAAAGACGCAGACGCAGUCGCAGAAGCAUGUUUCAGGCUUCAACAGGAACACCCCCAUGCUGAACACCUCCGUCUCGCAGAUGUGCAUGUAUGUGACCGGGGGGCUCUGGAGCCCCGCCGCCACGGAGCACGGCUUGCUUUUCCGCGGAGUGAUUUUCAGGUCCGCCGCCCGCACCGCGGUCAGCAGCGGCAUGAGCUCGCUCUGUGAGUCCGCCACGUCGGCCGAAGACUUUAGAACCCUUGAUGUCAAAGUCUCGAGUCCACCAUUCCUCUGUCUCCUCCAUCUCCUCCAUCUCCUCAAUCUCUUUGGUUGAGAUCAAGGCUGAGACUCUUCUAGUCCUCCAGGCAUUUCUUCAACGGACCCUUUCUACCCCAAUGAAAGAGAGACCUGGUAGAGUAGGGGGUGCCUACAGCCAGCACAACAAGUACAGCUCCAGAUCACAACCAAAAGCAAAAGAUGGGUGUGAUUCUCAGGCUGAAUAUGUCGGCUCAGCAGAUGCGAAGAAGACUGGAUUCAAAGACUUCAUUAAGCAGUUGCCACUUCGCAACAACACAAAACGCUCGGCCAAAGAUCCUAAAAGCUCACUGGAAAGGGAGAGCACUGCAAAAUGUUCCCACAUCAGAGACCAAGCAGAGGAUGAUCGUGUUAACCUGACCUCUACAUCAGAAGAUGAUGAAAGUGAGAAGAAACAGCAGAAGAAGCUGGAGCAAAUGAAGAUUAGAAAAAAGAUUUCAAAGUUCCUCAGGUUCAAGUUGGAGAGAGAAGACAAAGAGGGGCCUGAAACCUGUCCAAAUAAGCCUACCACGCCAGUCCACCAAGAUCUAGAACCAAACCCACCCAUAAUCUCUCCCAACCACCAUCCUGAGUUCUUUAAUGUGGUAGCAGAGAAGCUGGAAAAGAUUGCACAGAGGUCCACCAGUAUAAAGAAACCGAGUUCUACAGCUCAGCUUUCACAAGAAGUGUGUGAAAAAGAGGCAGUUGUGCAGCAGCUUGUGAAGGUGCUCUGUUCGGAGGGAGAUUCUAUCAACACUAAGAUCCAGUCAGACCCUUUCCUGCGCUCCAGCUUUGCUCGUCUUUCUUAUGCAUCAUUUGCCAAGCUUCUAGACACUGUGAGUCAGGUAUCUGAGGCCUCGCCCUCUGCUAGUCCAACACUGCAACGCAUGGCUGUCACCAUGGAGGUAUCACGGCGGAUAGUGACAGCCACUGGAACAAUGCGCAUGCAGGGCUAUGCAGAGUGCUAUAUGGAGACCUUUGCACCCUGGGUAAAGAGUCAUGGAGGAUGGGAGAAUGUAGAUUUGGAGGAGCCUGAGGAAUACGACUGAGUUCCAAAUCCAAAAGGUUUUUUUCCGACUAACCCCUGGUCAACACUGAAUUCUGGAUCAUCACAUCAAAGCUGUUGUUCCCCAGCUUCACUCUACUGCUUCUCCUCCUAGGCCUGGAUGUAGCUCCACUGCAGCAGCAUCUGAGCAUCAUCUGAUUGAGUAUGAGGACACAGACAUGCCCCCUGUCCCAUCCGCCCCUCCUGCUGGUUCUCUUCUUCUAAGUUCCACCAGCCUUUCUGCGACUACUUCUCCUAAUGCUGGAACUACUGCUGUAGCGCGACGGAUGAGUGUUUCUUUGGCUUUGGAUUUUCUGCCCAGGGAGUUGCCUGGCCCAUCAGCCGUCACCACCAGCUCAGCCUCCAUGCUUCCUCUUCCCACCACCCUCUCGACCACUGUCCCUACAGCCGCACUUUCCUCUGCAUCACAGAACACCACCCCAGCAGCACCUGGGCAACAUCUGGCAGUGGAUGAGCGUUGUAUUCCUGGAAUGGACCGCGUGGAUUGCCUGGCUGACUACUUGGUGGGGCUAAGAAUUGAAACUGGCCUAACCCUCACCAACCUGCAGGCCAGUACAAUUAUAGCCCUGUGGCAGAACCUCCUGCCAUAUGAUCGCCAGCGGGUGGAGUAUGCUGCACGGCACAAGAGUCGCCUGAUAACAGGACGCUUCAGGUGCUCCAAACAGAGAGCUGAAUUCACACCAGGUGUGGAGAGCGCGACACGCUGUGUCUUAGGGUCAACAGGAUCCCCUGCACAGUGGCCAGACUGUUGUCGCCUGGUAGAGUCCAUCUUUAUCAAACUGUGCCGCCUCUAUAAGAGCCCUAAAAAACAGGGCUCUCAGCUUAUGACAAGAUGGACUCUCAUCAUGAAUGAUUAUAUCAAAAUCAGGGAGCUGGUCCUGGGUAAUGGUGUGGUGAUGCAGGAUACUACACUACAAUUUUUUGAGGUCAAUCAAACAACCCUCAUCCAGUGGCACAACAAGCGCCUGAAGAGGCAGGAUUGUAGUAUUCUGCUGCAAGGGGUUAAAUUGCCUCCCGCUAUUCCCAUUGCUCCGGUGCCUCUGCCACCUAUGCAGUCACGCCCCACUGCUGCACCCCCACAUCUUGGCCCCCAACAUCAAUACCACUUGCCAGAGAGUACAGUAGGAAAGGCAGUGGACAAGAGGAAAUCUGUUCGUCCAGCCCCUACAGUCAACUUGCCUCCAGCUAUUCAUGUUGCUCCUGUGCCUCUCCCAUCAGUGCAGUCACGCCCCACUGCUGCACCCCCACAGCUUGGCCCCCAGCAUCGAUUCCACUUGCCACACACUUCAGCAAGAAAGGCAGCGGACAAGAGAACAUUUGCUCUUCCACCCGAACACCCUCAUCCUCCAAAGGCUGUCUGCCCAGGAUUGCCUUCUCUGGUCACACAGCAGACACAUCCGCAUAGCUCUGCCCCUAUGCCAGUUGUACCCCCACCCAUCCCACCCUUUGGUGCAUUUGUUUUUUUGCCCCCACAAGUCCCUGCACUGAGGUUGCUUGCUCCCGCUGGCCCCCUCCUGCCCCCAUCUCCUGCCCGAAGAAAGUACAUUCGGACAACAGAAACAAUAAAAUGCGGUCAGUGUCAUCAGCCCCGGGUUCAGGAAAAUGGCCAUCGCCAAUAUUAUGGCUCUAUAUACUGUCCUUUUACAACUGGCAUGCCACAUGACCAGUGGCUGGAGGACAUGCGGAGGAACAGGGCGGCAAAGAAAUGAUGCCAUUCUGUAAAUAGUGUAAAUAAUGUAUGUAUAUAGUUUUAAAAGACAGUGUUAUUGCGACAGUCCAGUAUUUUUUGUCCUCUAUUGCUUGUUGGUUUUCUUUUUUUUGUAUGUUUAUUAGCCAAUACAUGAGGAUCUCUUUCAUUCUUUGUAUUUUCAUUGUGUUUUUAUUACCUCCAUCAAAGAUGUCAUUUUUCACUCUUGUCUGUAUCUUGGUACAUUUAUUUCAUUCAUUCAAUCGUUGAUACUGUUGUUUGGUGGUUCUCUUUAUAAAGAU
Molecule: messenger RNA, 3447 nt
Organism: Platichthys flesus (European flounder)
Lineage: Eukaryota; Metazoa; Chordata; Actinopteri; Pleuronectiformes; Pleuronectidae
Gene: bcl2l12
Product: BCL2 like 12
Exons: 12
Coding region: 362-1441 (359 amino acids)
Source: RefSeq, a predicted model, not a curated record